UUCCAAAACUAAUGAUACCUCCAGCGGACUUCGUUGCCCAAAGUGUGCUGGGCAGUCCCCAGGACGGCAUGCGGACCCCCACGGCUAAUCAGAUGAUGACCAACCCACUCCUCAACCUGAACAACACCGGUCGCACUAAUUUCACUAACAAACAACUUACGGAGCUAGAAAAGGAAUUCCACUUUAACAAAUAUCUGACACGAGCACGGAGAAUAGAAAUCGCGUCAGCGUUACAGCUGAACGAAACUCAAGUAAAAAUCUGGUUCCAAAACAGAAGGAUGAAACAAAAAAAGAGAAUCAAAGAGGGAUUAAUUGUCGCCCCUGAGGUACCCACUACGUCUGCCAGCAAUACUAUUGGUUCUAGUGAAAAUAGCCGAGAAUCCAGCUAA
Hyposmocoma kahamanoa is the source of this 389-nucleotide messenger RNA. RefSeq names its product homeobox protein Hox-A1-like. NCBI's taxonomy places the organism in Eukaryota, Metazoa, Arthropoda, Insecta, Lepidoptera, Cosmopterigidae. The annotation marks the transcript as partial. Gene Ontology annotation, cellular component: nucleus. The record is from RefSeq and is a predicted model, not a curated record. Gene Ontology annotation, biological process: regulation of transcription by RNA polymerase II. Gene Ontology annotation, molecular function: RNA polymerase II cis-regulatory region sequence-specific DNA binding; DNA-binding transcription factor activity, RNA polymerase II-specific. The transcript has a single exon.